AUUCUCAUCUUGAGAUUUGUUGACAUCUAAAAAUGGCGGAACCCACGGAGGAUAGCGGCGAUCAUGCUUCAGCGAGUGAGACAGAACAAGGAGAAGGAGGCAAAAAGAAGAGAAUGUUUUCCAAGGAAUUGAGGUGCAUGAUGUACGGCUUUGGUGAUGAUCAGAAUCCUUACACCGAGUCUGUAGAUUUACUGGAAGAUCUGGUGCUAGACUUCAUCACAGAAAUGACUCUUAAAGCCAUGGAGGUUGGUCGUCCUGGAAGAGUACAAGUGGAAGAUAUGAUCUUCUUGAUUCGAAAAGACUCUCGGAAAUACGCCCGGGUCAAGGACUUAUUGAUGAUGAAUGAAGAACUUAAGAAAGCCAGGAAAGCAUUCGAUGAAGCAAACUAUUGAGUUUGGAUGUAGAUGCAGUAUAGACACUGCGCUUAUUUAUAUGAUAAGCCUUACAGGACUUAUAGAGGCACCAGUCUUGGAACAUUGUAGCCUCAUUAUGAAUCGCAUUGGGAUGUGUGAUAAUAAUCCAAGAUGGAGACUUGUCUGGAUUAAUGGCUUUGACAGUCAGCCUGCUACCUAUUGGUAUUAAAGUGCGCGGAGUGGAGCAGAAGAUCCUGAUAGUGAUAGUUGAGUGAAUAACAGUGUCUUGCACCCAGAAUUCAUGCCAAGUGUGGAGUACAUUCAUCAUACCUCCCUAAAACCCUACAGAGUGAAUUACUUGAAUCCUUCUUCCCACUUUGAUCAAAAUCCAACACUAUUUAUUAAGCCAACUCAAAACCAACUGUUUGGACUCUGAUUAGGGUGGUAUGCCUAAGCCAAUAUAAAGCAUGAUCAGUUUACUAGUGUGCAGUCCUCAGUCCAACACCAUUCAGUUACUCAACACCCAAAGUGUUAGACUCUGAUUAGGGUGGUAUGCCUAAGCCAAUAUAAAGCAUGAUCAGUUUACUAGUGCAGUCCUCAGUCCAACAGACAAACAGACAAACAAUGGCCUUGUGGGUUACUAUUGUAAAAACUGGGCAACCCGGUUAAUUAAAAUGUUCAUACAUGUACUCCUUUUCAGAUGUGAAUAACAAAUUAAAAAAAUGUGACAAAUGAAU
Asterias rubens (European starfish) is the source of this 1090-nucleotide messenger RNA. RefSeq names its product transcription initiation factor TFIID subunit 13-like. Gene Ontology annotation, molecular function: protein heterodimerization activity. Lineage: Eukaryota; Metazoa; Echinodermata; Asteroidea; Forcipulatida; Asteriidae. Gene Ontology annotation, biological process: transcription by RNA polymerase II. The transcript is spliced from 4 exons. Bases 33 to 392 code for a protein of 119 amino acids. The record is from RefSeq and is a predicted model, not a curated record. Gene Ontology annotation, cellular component: transcription factor TFIID complex.